CGACAAACUUUUGAAGAACAGUAUUGACUUGACUUUGAAGUUUACAAAUUUAUCAAAUUAAUCGUACUCAAGGAAGAAAACAAAAACCACUGCCACUAAAAUCCAAGAAACGGGAAGCACUUUUGGGUCACUCGCGUACGUUACUGAAACAGUGGAAACAUACGAAUUACAUGUCCAAUUUUGUCGUUUAAGCUUCUUCUUGGAAUUACCAGUCAACUUUUGCCGACUUCAAUAUAUUUAAUGCGUUUCAAUUUCAAAGCCAUGAGUAACUCUUUGGCCUUUGGGAUUUCUUCAACUCUUUACACAUUUUCUCCCUUUUAUGGACCAAAGAAAAACACCCCAACAUGGAGUUUCUGGAUAAAUUUUACUGUGUUUCUCACAGUUAGAGCACUAGAUUCUCAAAAUUGUUAUUUUCUUCAUUGCUUCUGAGUUUUUAUUUUUAUUUAUUUAUUGAGAUAUGGGUUGGAAAUACAAUGCUGGAUUGGGGUUAAUAGGAGCUUUUGUGUUUAUAUGGGUUGCUUCUGCUGAGGUUACUCAGUUGUUGUAUCUGCUAUCACUUGCUGGGAAAGAAAUGAGAAGCAACAGAUUAUCAUGCACUAUUGCAAUGUUUAGACUGCUAUCUGAGAGUACAUUCAGAGAGAAAAUUUUUGUAGAGUAUAAACAACCUUUUGUGGUUACAUAUCUGGGGAUCUCUCUUAUGGCAAUCUUCCUGCCUAUAGCAGUUUGUAAAGAUUGGUUAUGCAAUUUAUUAGAGAAGAGUUCAUUGAAGAAACUAUACAAUGAAAAUCUUCUCCUGGACUCAUCAGUCCUAGAUGUGCCACUUAAACUCAAUGACAUGCACAAUCAUCCCGAAGGAGCUUUGAAGAAUUAUUUUUCAGCAGACAUGGAUUGCAGUGACCCUGAAGAAGGCUUGCCGUUGGUUGAUAUCAACCAUAAAUAUGAGUUCCACUUUCUUGAAGAGGACGACCAUGAACGUAACUCAUGGGACCUUGUUAAAUGUAGUUUGUAUCUUGCUCCUUUAUGGUUUGCAACAGAGUAUUUUUCUAACACAGCACUGGCAAAUACAAGUGUGGCUAGUACUACUAUUUUGACCUCUACAUCAGGGCUUUUUACGCUUCUUUUUGGAGCACUCCUCGGCCGGGACUCAAUAACUAUUGCGAAGAUGAUUGCUGUUAUAAUCAGUAUGAGUGGUGUGGCACUGACUACAGCUGGAAAAACAUGGGCUCCUGAUGAAAUGCUGAGUGCAUCUGAGACUGCUAAGCACUCCAUUAUUGGUGAUGUUUUUGGUCUUCUUUCAGCAGUUUGUUAUGGCCUAUUUACAGUGCUCCUCGAGAAAUCUGCUGGAUCAGGAGAAAAGGCAGAUAUGGAGAGGUUCUUUGGAUAUCUUGGAAUAUUCACUUUGUUCGGCCUUUGGUGGAUUGCAUGGCCAUUAAAUGUUGUUGGAUUGGAACCUAAGUUUGAUUUCCCAAGCUCGGCUUCUGUUGCUGAGGUUGUGCUGCUGAAUGGCUUUAUUGGGAGUGUUCUCUCUGACUACUUAUGGGCCCUUUCAGUAGUAUGGACAACACCACUAGUUGCGACACUGGGAAUGUCAUUGACCAUACCUCUUGCUAUGAUUGCUGACAUGCUAGUUCACGGCCGUCAUUACUCUGCAGUGUACAUUCUUGGAUGCAUUCAGGUUUUUGCUGGAUUUGUUAUGGCUAACCUCUCUGACAAGUGUUCGUGCCAAAGAAGAUAACCUCAUGGCUACUCAGUUUCAAGAUGGAGAGCAUUUUAAUCUCAAGUGUAUAAAACAUAUACUGGGGGUAGAGAAAUAAAGUUUUCUUCCCCUCGUGAACAAGAUUUGUAAUAUGUGUUUCAAAGUGUAUAUACUUUGUUAUUUUUGCAGUAUGUAUUCCUUCUC
This is a messenger RNA of Nicotiana tabacum (common tobacco), 1900 nucleotides long. Its product is annotated as putative transporter C405.03c. The record is from RefSeq and is a predicted model, not a curated record. Gene Ontology annotation, cellular component: membrane. Lineage: Eukaryota; Viridiplantae; Streptophyta; Magnoliopsida; Solanales; Solanaceae.